UACGCCAUCCCCGAGGAGCUGGGCAGAGGCUCGCUGGUGGGGCCGCUGGCGCGGGACCUGGGGCUGAGCCCGGCCGACCUGCCGGCACGCCAGCUGCGGCUCAGCGCCGAGAAGCAGUACUUCGGCGUGAGCGGGGAGAGCGGGAACCUCUACGUGAGCGAGAGGCUGGACCGGGAGGAGAUGUGCGGCGAGGCGGCGUCCUGCUCCGUCAGCUUCGAGGCGCUGGUGCAGAACCCGCUCAACGUUUUCCACGUCGAGGUGGCCAUCCAGGACAUCAACGACAACGCCCCAGCCUUCAGCAAGGCUGUUUUGGACAUAGAGAUCAGUGAAUGGACACUUCCCGGGGCGCGUUUUCCGCUGGAGAUGGCCCGAGAUACGGACGUGGGCAGCAACGCGCUCCUGACUUACCAGCUCACCAGCAACCCGUCCUUCACCCUGGCCGUGAAAGAGAGCCCGGAUGGAAGCAAGCAGCCGGAAUUAGUGCUGGAGAGAGCGCUGGACCGGGAGAAGCAGAGUUCCUUUCAGCUGGUGCUGACGGCGGUGGAUGGCGGGGACCCCGUGAGGUCCGGGACUGUCCAGGUUCAUGUCAACGUGACGGAUGCCAACGACAACGCUCCCGUGUUCAGUAAAAGCAACUACGAGGCACGAGUGCGGGAGAACCUUCCAGCGGGGUCGCUGGUGCUGCGGGUGCGGGCCACGGAUGCAGACGCGGGCUCCAACGGGCGGGUCUCCUACUCCUUCGGCAAUGUGCCGGACGGCGUCCGCGCAUUGUUCAGUGUUGACAGCGACAGCGGCGAGGUCAGGACGGCGGGACCCCUCGAUUUCGAGGAGAAGAGCAAAUACAGCUUCGCCCUGGAGGCGAGGGACGGGGGCGGUCUGGUGGCGCACUGCAAAGUGCAGAUAGACAUCACGGACGAGAACGACAACGCGCCCGAAAUCACGAUGUUGUCGGUGUCGAGCCCGGUGCCCGAGGACGCGCCGGCCGGCACGGUGGUGGCCCUGUUGAAAGUGCGGGACCGGGACUCCGGGGAGAACGGUCAGGUGUCGUGCGAGCUGUCGGGCGAGGCGCCGCUGUCGAUCGUGGCGUCGUCGGGCGGCUCGUACAAGGUGGUGACGGCGAGCGCGCUGGACAACGACAAUGCGCCACUGGUGCUGUACCCCUCGCAGGACAGCAGCCCCGCGUCCAGCGAGCUGGUGCCCAAGUCAUCUGAAGCGGGGUACCUCGUCACCAAAGUGGUGGCUGUUGAUGCCGACUCGGGGCAGAACUCGUGGCUCUCGUACCACCUGCUGAGGGCCACUGACCCUGGGCUGUUUGCAGUGGGUGCCCAAAGUGGGGAGGUGCGGCUGAGGAGGCCGGUGACAGAGAGGGAUGCUGUGAAGCAGAAGCUCGUCGUCCUGGUGCGAGACAACGGGCAGCCACCGCUGUCAGCCACCGCUGCACUGAGCGCGCUCCUGCUCAAUGACUUCUCAGACGUGCACCUACCACACAGCAGCCUGGCCACGGAGGAUGAGGGUGGCUCCCUGACAACCUAUUUAAUCAUUUCAUUGGUCUUUGUCUCAGUCCUCUUCCUCGCAUCCAUGGCAGCCUUCAUCGCGCGCCAGGUGUGCAAGGGCAAGGAGCUGAAGGGGGGGCACGUGCUUUACGGCACUGGCAACUUGCAGAGUGGCCUGGCUGACGCGGCCGCUGCGGGGACCCUGCCCCACGCCUAUUGCUACGAGAUCAGCCUCACGACGGGCUCGGGCAACAGUGAGUUCAAGUUCCUGAAGCCCAUCCUCCCCAGCCUGCCACCGCAGCACAGCGGCAUGGGCAGGGGCACGGGCGAUGAACAAGAAUUCUCCCGUGGCCCUGUCACCAUGGAGGAUGUGGCACCAGACAACCCAGGGACGCUUUCUGCGGAACAGUUCGAUAGUCUUUCCUUCAACUAG
Messenger RNA from Haliaeetus leucocephalus (bald eagle), 1926 nucleotides. RefSeq names its product protocadherin gamma-B2-like. Lineage: Eukaryota; Metazoa; Chordata; Aves; Accipitriformes; Accipitridae. The transcript has 2 exons. Gene Ontology annotation, biological process: homophilic cell-cell adhesion. Gene Ontology annotation, molecular function: calcium ion binding. The record is from RefSeq and is a predicted model, not a curated record. Gene Ontology annotation, cellular component: plasma membrane. The annotation marks the transcript as partial.